AUUAUUUCUGGUUUAGUUUAUUCAGUUAACAAAAGUGGAAGUCCUGACGCCGGGACCACAGAGGCUGCUUCAGUUCUCUGGCUCACAGAUCCAGAAUUAUCCACAACACAAAAGUUGUAUUCUUUCUUUUUUCAGCUCUUUUUCUUUUUUGGAAAAAAGGCCUCUCAAUAGGUCCCCUGAAGUGCACAUACCAGCAGAGAAUUAACCUGCGAUGUCUCUGAGCGGUGAUGUGUGUGUGGUGACCGGUGCCGGUGGAUUCCUGGGGAGGAGGCUGGUGAGGCUGCUGCUGGAGGAAGAGAGGACGGCUGAGAUUCGACUGCUGGACAAAGAAAUUAAACCCCAACUUCUGCAGAGUCUGGAAGACUGCCAAGGCGACACGAAGCUGACUGUUUUGGAGGGAGACAUCAGAGACGGUGGAUUCCUAAAGAAAAGCUGCAGAGGAGCGUCCAUCGUCUUUCACAUCGCCUCCAUCAUUGAUGUCACUGACUCGGUGGAGUACAGCGAGAUAUACGGGGUCAAUGUGAAAGGAACUAAGCUUCUCCUGGAGGCGUGCAUUGAGGAGAGCGUGUCCUCAGUCAUCUACACCAGCACCAUCGAGGUGAUGGGACCGAACUCAAAGGGUGAGCCCAUAAUCAACGGCACCGAGGACACCGUUUAUGAAUGCGCCCUGAAGUUUGCCUACAGUCAGACCAAAAAGGAGGCCGAGGAGAGGACCCUGCAGGUCCACAAUGAGCUGCUCCCAAACGGAAGUCGGAUGGCGACAUGCGCUCUGAGACCGAUGUACAUCUACGGCGAAGGCUGCCGCUUCCUGCUGGGCCACAUGGGUGACGGGAUACGAAACAACAACGUCCUGUACCGCAUGUCUUUACCUGAUGCUUUAGUGAAUCCUGUCUACGUGGGCAAUGUCGCCGUGGCUCACCUCCAAGCCGCCCGCAGCCUCAAAGAUCCCCAAAAACGAGAAGCCGUCGGGGGAAAGUUUUACUUUGUUUCUGAUGACACGCCUCAUAUUUCUUACUCAGACUUUAACCACGCCGUGAUGGCGCCUCUGGGCUUCAGCAUUCAGGAGAACUUGAUGGUGCCGCUCCGCCUCUUCUACCUGUUCUGCUUCAUAAUGGAGGUUCUGUGCAUGAUACUACAACCGUUCGUGCGCGUCGUCCCUCCGCUGCGCCGACAGCUCCUCACCAUGCUGAACACGACGUUCAACUUCUCCUAUCAGAGCGCUCAGAGGGAGCUGGGAUACACGCCCAGGUACACCUGGCAGGAGGCGCGGAAAUGCACCACUGAGUGGCUCGCCUCGCAGUUACCAGAGGAGAGGGAGAAAAUAAGAUCAAAAUGAAACAAGAAAAGCUGCUCCAAACACGAAGGAGUAUCUUUAUGUAUAUGUGAUAAAAGUCUCUGUCUUGCCUUCUUCAUUAUUUUAUACUUUGCUUUUUCUGUUUUUUGUUUCUUGCUUUGUUUUCUGUCUGAAUAUGUUCCUGAAUGUAAAACAGCAGAAGAAGAAGAAGUGGGUAUAACCUCAGAUUAUAAACACUGACGCCAAUUAAAGGGCCUUAACCCUUUGUUCUCUCUAACAGCCAGCAGGGGGCGACCCCACUACUUACAGAAAUCAAUGUUUAUCUCCAGACGCGCUCCUGAUUCUGACAACAUAUCUCACUUCACAUAUUCACAGAUUUAAACUUACACACCGGGUUUGACUGUACACUAGCUGCAUUCUCAGUUUGUAUACACUAUUAAAGUUCACAUGGAAGAAACCUCUUA
Molecule: messenger RNA, 1758 nt
Organism: Notolabrus celidotus (New Zealand spotty)
Lineage: Eukaryota; Metazoa; Chordata; Actinopteri; Labriformes; Labridae
Gene: hsd3b1
Product: hydroxy-delta-5-steroid dehydrogenase, 3 beta- and steroid delta-isomerase 1
Exons: 3
Coding region: 212-1336 (374 amino acids)
Biological process (GO): steroid biosynthetic process
Molecular function (GO): 3-beta-hydroxy-Delta5-steroid dehydrogenase (NAD+) activity
Source: RefSeq, a predicted model, not a curated record